GCGGGAACUUCUAGCUAGCUAGUCAGGUAUGUUUACAGUUAGCUAACAAGCCGUGUAUAUCAAAUUUGUAGAUACAAAGAUAGUAUACCAGUUGGACAAGGCAGUCACCAUGGCUGCUCCCCCAGUGGAGUACACCAUAGGAGGGGUGAAGAUACAGUUCCCUUGUAAAGCCUACCCCUCGCAGCUGGCCAUGAUGAACUCUAUAGUGCGAGGGCUGAAUCAUGGACAGCACUGUCUAUUGGAGAGCCCUACAGGGAGUGGCAAGAGCCUAGCCCUGCUCUGCUCUGCCCUGGCCUGGCAGCAGGCACAAUAUGGUAAGCUUGAACAGGACGGCAGCAGUCCUACAGAGGGUAAGAAGCCAGCUGUCACCACCCCCUGUCAGUGUGCCUGUCAUAGCAAACCCGCCAGUGUCCCAGACAACAGGCCCAAAGCACUAGCCACUGUGGUGGUGGACCUCACAGGCUCACCGGAGGUAGUGAUGGCACAGAGCUCAUCUUCUCCCACAGACCCAGUGCCCCCACCACCAGAGGAGUACAAGCCCAAGUCUCUAGCCUCUCGUCUGUCUGACAAGGUCCAGACCUCCCUCACCUCCGAGGAUGAUGACUUCCAGCCUGAUAGGAAACGCAUCCGCACCCCUGCCAUGGAGCAGAAGGGUCGUAAGAGGAGAUGCUUGGAGCAGGGAGUGGUGUUUAUAGAUGAUGAGCCAGAAGGAGAGCGGCCAGUGCCUGGAGCACAGACCUGGACUGUGGAGCUGAGUACCCAGGCACAGACUAUAGACCUGCCCCUUGAUAGAAACUGCUGUUCCCCCGUGGUUUCCUGCUCUCUCUGCCCCUGUGCCUCGUCAAAAGGCGGCCAGAAUGGAGCCGCGGGGAAGUCUUCGAAGGAGAAGGACAAAGAGGGCAAGAAGAAACAAGUCCCCAAGAUCUUCUUCGGCACGCGCACCCACAAACAGAUCACUCAGAUCGCCCACGAGAUGAAGCGUACGCUCUACUCCUCCGCCCCCAUGACCAUCCUGUCCAGUAGGGACCACACCUGUGUUCACCCAGAGGUGGUGCCUCAUUCCAACCGCAACGAACGCUGCAAGGAACUGCUGGAAGCCAAGAAUGGCGUGUCGUGCCGCUUCAAAAACGGCGUGCACAAGAUGCAGGACCAGAACACACUGCAGUGGGUCCAUGGUCUCCACCAGGCCUGGGACAUAGAGGACCUGGUUCGGCUGGGGGGCCGGCUGAGGGCCUGCUCCUACUACGCUGCCAGGGACCUCAUGCAGGAAGCCUGUAUCGUCUUCUGUCCCUACAACUACCUACUGGARCCCCUCAUCAGGGAGAGCAUGCAGAUCAACCUGAAGGGUCAGAUCGUGGUUCUGGAUGAGGCCCACAACAUAGAGGACUGUGCCAGGGAGAGUGCCAGCUACACCCUGAACAAACCCCAGCUGCUGUCUGCCCGGGAGGAGCUGGACGGCAUGGUGACCCAUAACAUCAGACGCUCCAACCACGAACCCCUACGUGCCUUCUGCUGCUCCCUGCUCAACUGGAUGCAGGAGAGCUGCAGUGUUCUGGCUGAAAGGGAGUAUGAGAUGUCUUGUAAGGUGUGGAACGGCAAGGAGGUUCUGGGACUCUUCCACACCAUGGGCAUCACUGCUGACACUUUUGCCAUGCUGCAGAAACACCUGGCAGCGGUGUUGGAGAAGGAGGAGCGAGUUGGGCUGGUGAACGGGAAAGAGGACACAGUGGAGGUCCCCACCAUCAGCUCAGCCAGCUCCUCUGUCCUCAAGAGUCUCUUCAUGGUGCUGGACUUCCUCUACAGGGAUAAGAGCAGGUUUGCAGAGGACUACCGCGUGGCGCUGCAGCAGUCCUACACCUGGACCACUGCUCCAGAUGUGCCAGAUGCUCAGGGCUUCUUCGCCAGGCCCAACCGCCGACGCCACAGUGCCAAGACCAAGACCCUCGUACACACACUCAGCUUCUGGUGCCUCAACCCUGCUGUGGCAUUCUCAGACCUUUCGGACAGUGUUCACAGCAUCGUGCUGACCUCAGGCACAUUGUCUCCUAUGGGAUCCUUCUCCUCAGAGCUGGGGGUCAAGUUCUCUAUCCAGCUAGAGGCCAGCCACGUCAUCAGCAAGUCACAGGUYUGGGUGGGUACGCUGGGCUCUGGGCCCCAGGGGAGGAAGCUGUGUGCCACCUUCCAGCAUGCUGAGACCUAUGCCUUCCAGGAUGAGGUGGGAGCCCUGCUGCUCAGGGUCUGCCAGGCCGUUGGAAGGGGAGUGCUUUGCUUUUUGCCCUCCUACAAGAUGCUUGACAAGCUGUGUGACCGCUUGACCAACACAGGGCUGUGGGAGAAGCUGGAGGAGAGGAAGACUGUGAUCACAGAGCCCAGAGGAGGAGGGAAGGGAGACUUUGAUGAGCUGCUGCAGAUGUACUAUGAUGCCAUCAGAAUCAGUGGAGAGUUUGCACGGGACAGAGCUCUGCUGAUGGCUGUGUGUAGAGGGAAGGUGAGUGAAGGACUGGACUUCACAGACAACAACGCCAGAGCAGUGGUCACCGUUGGCAUCCCCUUCCCCAACAUCAAGGACCUGCAGGUGGAGCUGAAGAUGAAGUAUAAUGACCAGCACUGUAAAGCCAGGGGUCUGCUGUCAGGCUCCCGCUGGUAUGAGAUCCAGGCCUACAGAGCCCUCAACCAGGCCCUAGGCAGGUGUAUCAGACACAAGAAUGACUGGGGAGCCCUCAUUCUGGUAGACGACAGGUUUGGAAACAACCCCAACAAAUACAUCUCAGGUCUGUCCAAGUGGGUGCGUAACCUGGUCAGGCACCACGACACUUUCAGCGGUGCCAUGCAGUCGCUGGUGGCCUUCUCCCAGUGCCAACAGGGGGCAGGAGAGACCCAUGGAGCAGGGAGCCAGACCUUCAACAGCACCACCUUCCUGUCUCCAGCCAGUCAAUCUCCAGUGACUGUGGAAGAUCUGUCCCACUGUCGGCCCAGUCCUAGCCCCAGCUCAGACUGCCUUCUCUGGGCCACGGUUCACAACACUACCACCUCUCAGGUCCCAGAGCCCCACACCCAGCUACAGGGGUUCAGGUCCUGGGUUCCCCCUACGGUCCCACCUGCUCUGUGGCCUCUCCCCACCACCAGCACUGGAAAGAGUAGAAACAGAGGUGACCAGAAGCAGACAUGGCAACACCCCUCCACUCAUCCGAACAGUGAUCCCAAGGCCCCGCCCCCGAACAUCUCCACUCCCCUCACCACCCCACGGCCCCUGCACCACCUCUUCACCUCCACCCCUGUGAGCUCCACCUACUUCAAGACCCCAAUCUUCCAGGCCCAGAACCCAAGCAGGCGUCAAGAUCAUCUGGAUGACCCGCCACGGCCUCACUCUGUGGAGGAGGAGAAGAAGAACCAGGAGAAUGUAAGUCAGGAUCCCUGGAUCCCCUUCCCAGGAGGGAUGGCCCGUGAGGGGCUGGAUGGAUCGGCAUCUACCCCUCCCAGCCAGGACCAGGGUCCGGUUCUAGACCUCUCCCCAGUGGAGGUCCCUGCCAGUUGUGAGCCCAGACAGACCACUGUAGUUGUUGACGAUCCCACCCUGCUAGAGGAAGAGGAAGACCAGAGCAUCUUCUUCACACCUGAGAUGUUUGAUGACGAAGAGGAGGUGGUGGACACCAAGCCUCUCCCCAGGACAGUGCAGGGGAUGAUGACAGGGGAGGAAACUGUGCUUGCGUCCAGCCUUGCUCUCUCUACCGGAACAGCCCAGGCUCUGUCUGAGGACCUGUUUGGCCCAGAGCAGGGUCCCAGGGAAGACACAGAGACAGUCACUACCACUGAUAACAAGAGGGGCGGCGCUCUCGCUCCCUCGGCCAGUAGAGACUGUGUCAGUUUGGGAUGGGAACAGGACAGGCAGGAGGGGAGUAGGAUAGGGAGUGGUGACGAGGCCCAACAGACCCAGAGACAGGAGGUGAACCAGGGGGCGACCCAAGGCCAGAGCAGGCAGACAGGCAGCAGGACACACAGACUGUCCAGGUCCAGACAGAAAGCUCCAGAGCCAUCCUCAGGUAAACUAACCAGCUACUUCUUUGUUGUCCCUCAGGUUAUAACCAUAGACAACUAGACACCAGGUUAUAACUGUAGAUGAUUAGGCACCAGGGCCCGUAUUCACAAAGGGUCUCAGUAGGAGUGCUGAUCUAGAAUCAGUUAUUCAUUUCAGAUAAUAAUUAUUCAAAUUAAAUGGACAGGGGAGAUAUGAUCCUAGAUCAGCACUCCAACUGAACUCUUUAUGGACACGGGCCCAGGUUUUACCCAUAAACUAUGGUUAUAAAUAUAGAUAACUAGACACACCAAAACGCUCAGUAAAGCCAGUUAGUUCUCAGAUCAUGUCUCAUUAUCUGGCGUGACAGCAUAACUGGGUUGACUCGUCUGACCGACAUUAUCUGUUUAAACAGUCUGGAGCUAACGAACUUCUCACAAAUUGCCAUGUUAACGUGCAGUCUUAUAUUUUUGUACACAUCAUUAAAAUGCAUGAAAAUGUCUUUAUUUUCAUGUAAACGCGAUGGAAGCAUUGUCCUGUUAUGUGUUUUAAUGAGGUGUGUUAUUUGGAGUGAGGAGAGGAGUGGGGGAAUGCAGCAUGCCUGACUUCACACAGAUAGACAUCUUGCAUUUUUACAAAGUUACUGUACAAUCUUUUCAUAAAUUAAUUAUCUGAUGUAAACUAGAAGGGAGGUGGGGUGAGGUGGGAUGUGUGUUCAAUGACUUGGGGGAAACACACAAGGCCUUUCCAGCAACACAAGAAACCUCAGAAAUACCAUCAUUCAUCUUGAGAACAUCUCCAGGGUGACUACAUAUAUAUAUAUAUAUAUAUAUAUAUAUCAAUAAAUAAUGAUUGUGGCCAUCUGUUAUGGAAAAUGGAUGAAUAAAAUCAUGUUGGCAGGUUUGUGUGGUGUCAAAUUGAUGUAGAAGAGUGCAGAUGGGUAGUUUGAACCAUCAAUAUAGCACCUUGUAUUGGCUUUACUUUGCCAGUUACCAUGUUAUUUGCCCAAUAGUACCAAAAAUACGUUUUAUCUUCCUAUCAGAAGGUAAAGCCGAUGAAGAAUUAUAAAUGCUGUAUUUUUUUAUUUUUAGUCUCAGUUGUUAAACUGUAGUUGUUUUUAUGUUAAUAUUUGAUUAGUAGUUGGACCUGUUUGUCUUUGCUAUAGUGGUGGUCAUUUUCUCUAUUUCUUCAUUCCGGCUUGCAGGUUACUAUUGUAUUUGAUGUGAUAUUAUGGCUUUCAUUAAACCUUGGUAAAUAAAUAUUUAUUGACCUGU
Messenger RNA from Salvelinus sp. IW2-2015, 5286 nucleotides. Lineage: Eukaryota; Metazoa; Chordata; Actinopteri; Salmoniformes; Salmonidae. The record is from RefSeq and is a predicted model, not a curated record.